Huiozyma naganishii CBS 8797 is the source of this 1779-nucleotide messenger RNA. RefSeq lists its product as uncharacterized. Lineage: Eukaryota; Fungi; Ascomycota; Saccharomycetes; Saccharomycetales; Saccharomycetaceae. Gene Ontology annotation, cellular component: cytosol. Gene Ontology annotation, molecular function: IMP cyclohydrolase activity; phosphoribosylaminoimidazolecarboxamide formyltransferase activity. The record is from RefSeq and is a predicted model, not a curated record. Bases 1 to 1779 code for a protein of 592 amino acids. Gene Ontology annotation, biological process: 'de novo' IMP biosynthetic process. The transcript has a single exon.
AUGGCCGACUCACAAAAGACAGCUAUUGUGUCCGUUUACGAUAAGACUGGUCUGCUCGACCUUGCCAGAGGGCUGAACGACUGCAAUGUCCGCAUCGUCGCGUCCGGUGGUACAGCGAACAUGAUCCGUGAAGCUGGUUUCCCAGUGGAAGAUGUCUCAUCAAUCACACACGCACCAGAGAUGCUAGGUGGCAGAGUGAAGACUUUGCAUCCUGCUGUCCACGGUGGUAUCCUUGCUAGAGAGAUUGAGACAGACCUUACCGAUUUGGAACAGCAACAUAUAGAUAUGAUUGACUUUGUCGUCUGUAACUUGUACCCAUUCAAGGAAACGGUCGCAAAAGUCGGGAUCACGGUCCCAGAGGCCGUAGAGGAGAUAGAUAUCGGUGGUGUCACGCUUUUGAGAGCCGCUGCGAAGAACCAUUCCAGAGUCACCAUCUUGUCAGACCCAACAGACUACGCCAGAUUCCUACACGAGUUGAAACAAAAGGGUGACAUAACCCAGGAGUCAAGGAAUAACUUCGCCCUAAAGGCAUUUGAACACACAGCAAGCUACGACGCGGCAAUUGCCGAUUUCUUCAGGAAGCAGUACUCCGAGGAUGUUCAGAUGCUACCCUUGCGUUACGGUGCAAACCCUCAUCAGAAACCGGCACAAGCGUUCGUCGCAGAGAGGGAAUCCCUGCCGUUCAAAGUGUUGAGUGGAUCCCCCGGGUACAUCAACCUACUGGACGCAUUAAACUCAUGGCCGCUCGUCAAAGAACUGUCCGCUUCGUUGAACCUACCAGCCGCGGCCUCGUUCAAACAUGUCUCUCCAGCAGGUCUUGCUGUCGGUAUCCCCCUGACCGAUAUCGAAAAGCAGGUAUACUUCGUUACAGACAUCGAAAAUAUGUCGCCAUUGGCCUGUGCUUACGCAAGAGCCCGUGGUGCCGAUAGAAUGUCCUCCUUCGGUGACUGGAUCGCAUUGUCCAACAUCGUCGACGUCCCUACAGCAACCAUCAUUUCCAAAGAGGUAUCUGACGGUAUCAUCGCACCAGGUUUCGAGCCGGCAGCUUUGGAGAUCUUGAAAAAUAAGAAGAAGGGGAAGUACUGUGUCCUACAAGUCGAUCCAAACUACAACCCGGGCUUGAUCGAGUCUAGACAGGUCUACGGCGUCACGCUUCAACAAAAGAGGAACGACACCAUCUUUAACCAGUCCUCCUUCAGAGAUAUCGUCUCCGAAAACAAAAACUUAACAGAACAAGCGACUAUCGACUUGACUGUGGCCACCAUCGCAAUCAAAUACACACAGUCGAACUCCGUAUGCUAUGCAAAGAACGGGAUGGUAAUUGGCCUCGGUGCAGGCCAGCAAUCGAGAAUCCACUGUACCAGACUGGCAGGCGAUAAAGCGGACAACUGGUGGUUAAGACAACACCCAAGAGUUUUGGGGUUCAAAUGGGCCAAGGGUGUUAAGAGACCAGAAAAAUCCAAUGCAAUUGAUCUCUUCGUCACAGGGCAGAUUCCUACCGAGGAACCCGAGAAAUCCGAAUACGAAUCGAAGUUUGCAGAAUUACCAACACCUUUGACCGCACAGGAGAAGAAGGAAUGGAUGGCCAAAUUGAACAACGUGUGUCUGUCCUCGGACGCGUUUUUCCCAUUCCCUGAUAACGUGUACAGAGCAGUUAGAUCUGGUGUCAAGUACAUUGCCGCCCCAUCUGGCUCUGUCAUGGAUAAAGCCGUGUUUGCCGCUGCUGACGCCAACGACCUAGUCUACGUGGAAAAUCCAUUCCGUUUGUUCCACCACUGA